UUGCACCAUCCCUGCUGCACUGAGCUGGGAGCAAAAGUUGGUUUGAAAGUGCUGCUGUAGUAACAUUUUCCAGGAUCAUGUCUCCACGUGUUUGUGCAGCAGCUCCACCUCGUGCUCAGAACCACCUCAUUUUUCGCUUGAGCAGUGGACGGUUUCUUUCACUAUUGGAUAGCAAAAUGGCUCAACAACCUUUGUGGGACCAGAUCGGCAGAGGUUUUGUGCAGCACUAUUAUCAACAGUUUGAUCGAGACCGAACUCAGCUCGGCACUCUAUAUAGCGACUGUUCGUGCUUAACGUGGGAAGGACAACCUUUCCAGGGAAAAGCUGCAAUAAUGGAGAAAAUAUCUGGUCUACCGUUCCAGAAAAUUCAGCACAACAUUACAGCCGAGGAUCAUCAACCAGCGCCGGACAACUGUGUUCUUUGCAUGGUGGUAGGACAGCUGAAGGUGGACGAUGACCCAGUGAUUGGCUUUCAUCAAUUAUUUCUUCUGAAAAAUGAUAACGACAAGUGGAUCUGCACAAAUGAUAUGUUUAGAUUGGCUCUACAUAACUUCUGUUAGGUUGAUUUUAUUUUUAAAAACAUUUUGGUUGACUUUAACUUGGUUUCAACUGACGUUGUAGUGGAACGAUGUAUUGACAAUUACAUUACUGUAGUAGGGGACCAAUGUCAUUAAGUAAAUCCGUUUAAUACAGUGUUCGGCUCUGAACUUUUUCCAAUCUCAUUGAGUCAUAGAGUGAUACAGUGUUUAAACAGGCCUGUUGGCUCAACUAACCCACUCCGCCCAACAUGUCCCAUCUACGCUAGUCCCACCUACACGCAUUUUUGUCCAUAUCCCUCCAAACCUGCCUUAUCCAUGUGCUUGUCUAACUGUUUCUGAAACGUUGGCAUAGUCCCAGCCUCAACUACCUCCUCCGGCAGUUCGUUCCAUACACCCACCACCCUUUGUGUGAAAAAGUUACCCCUCAGAUUCCUAUUAAAUCGUUUCCCCUUCACUUUAAACAUGUGUCCUCGAGUCCUCGAGUCACUUACUCUGGGCAAUAGACUCUGUGCAUCUAUUCCACUCAUGAUCUUAUACAUCUCUAUAAGAUCACCCCUCAUCCUCCUGCGCUCCAAGGAAUAGAGUCCCAGCCUACUCAACCUCUCCCUGUAGCUCAGUCCUGGCAGCAUCCUCGUAAAUCUUCUCUGUACCCUUUCCAGCUUGACAUCUUUGCCGUAACACGGUGCCCAGAACUGAAUACGAUACUCUAAAUGCGGCCUCAUCAACGUCUUAUCCAACUGCAACAUGACCUCCCAACUUCUACACUCAGCAGUCUGUUCAGCAAUCCAAGAAACUGAGGCAUUGUCAGCACUUCACCAGCGGGUUAGAAUGCCAUCCUUUUGUACGUUUUUUUGUAAAAAAUAUAUACUUUUCAGCAUCAGUUGAAAACUUGACAAGACCUUUUAGUCAUGAAGGACAUUUACGGAAAGUCGCUGAUCAAUUCACGAACUUCGUCAAUUUGACGAGUUCCUUGAACCUGUUUUCCAUGUUUGGGAUUAUAAAAUGUUCUGAGAUGUUAGUGUUUUCAUAAUGUAAUUUGGAAUAAAAGUAACAUUAGUAAAUGC
Leucoraja erinaceus (little skate) is the source of this 1603-nucleotide messenger RNA. Its product is annotated as nuclear transport factor 2-like. Gene Ontology annotation, cellular component: nuclear pore central transport channel. Lineage: Eukaryota; Metazoa; Chordata; Chondrichthyes; Rajiformes; Rajidae. Bases 78 to 560 code for a protein of 160 amino acids. The record is from RefSeq and is a predicted model, not a curated record. The transcript is spliced from 5 exons. Gene Ontology annotation, biological process: protein import into nucleus.